GUGUGCUGCAGUGUCACUGGUUGGGGUGUGAGCUGCAUGCAAGGACGGAAGAGGUUACACUCUGCUGGGAACUGGGAUAACAGGCCUCAGAGAUGACUUCUGUUCCCAGUGAAUGGAUUGGGAGUGUUUACCUCUUCAUGUCGUCUGAUUCUACGUCUCUGCGUGCUCAGUAUGACACCAGUAAAUCCUUGAUAUACAAGGCACUCCGGAAUGCCUUGUCAGCGUUCUCCAGAAAUUCCAUCAACUCUCUCGAGAUCCUGAAGGUUCUUCAAGGUGACCCACAUCUGAUUCUCCACCUCAAGUUCAAUGGAAAAGACAACUGUCUAGAGUUCCUUCGAGAUUACCGGGAGAGGAGAGUUCACCAUCAUGUACAAGAGCAGCUGAGACGUUGCUUGAGCUUGGAUUCUCUACAAGUCUUCCUGGAGCUCAAAGUUGACAACAAGAAACUUGACCUGAUCCUCGAUGAGGAGGAAAAAUGUCUGAAUCAUAUUUACUCAUUAAAGCCAAGUUACGUCAAGGAUGAAGACCUUGUUGAGCUGGAAACAAACUUCAUAAAUUUAUCUCUGGGAUCUAGCCACUCAACUCAGAACAGCAUCUCUCCUACCUCUCCUGUAGAGAACUCAACUCAGGUCUCUCCACCCCUCUCCCUCUGCUCAUCCUCAUCAGAACCAAGCACAUUCCCUUUUCAAGGACGCGACUAUGCUGACAAACCACUGACUUCAGAACACCAACAGCGGUUUGCCAAUUUGGUCGGCAGGUCUUGGAAGAAGGUGGGGCGGUCAUUGAAGAAAAACUGCCGGGCUCUGGAAGACCCUGUAAUAGACAACAUAGCAUACGAACAUGAUAAGGAAGGUCUUUAUGAACAGGCCUAUCAGUUAUUGCGACGUUUUAUGGAUGGUGAGGGUAAGAAGGCUACACUGAAAAGACUGGUGGAUGCACUCGUGGAAUGCGAACUGAAUGUAAUAGCUGAAAAACUGCUGUCUAUGGAAGACAUAUGAUUGGACUAAGUGUCUCUAGAAGGACCCUACACGGUUUACUUUACAGUUUUCUCAGAUGUUUAGAAGGUGAUCUGGAGACCAACCCUCCUUUUUAUGUUGUACUACACCAUUGUGUAGUGU
This is a messenger RNA of Nanorana parkeri, 1118 nucleotides long. It is a transcript of the gene TRADD, whose product is annotated as TNFRSF1A associated via death domain. Gene Ontology annotation, biological process: extrinsic apoptotic signaling pathway; positive regulation of canonical NF-kappaB signal transduction. NCBI's taxonomy places the organism in Eukaryota, Metazoa, Chordata, Amphibia, Anura, Dicroglossidae. The coding region runs from base 93 to 998 and encodes 301 amino acids. The record is from RefSeq and is a predicted model, not a curated record. The transcript is spliced from 5 exons. Gene Ontology annotation, molecular function: transmembrane receptor protein tyrosine kinase adaptor activity. Gene Ontology annotation, cellular component: tumor necrosis factor receptor superfamily complex.